CAAUAAUAUCGUGAUGAAUUGUUUAACUGGGCGAGAAAAAAUAUAAAAGAGACCAACGACGUGUUUAGCAUAUUAUAUUGAUGUUCAACUUUGUUGUGUCUGCACAAAAGAGCAACGGCUUUAUCCCGCUGUAAAAGAAGAAAAUUUUUCAUUCUAUAAAGAAGAUUGGAGAAAAGGAACCAGUGGUUCUGUAGUGCUUAACACGAUCUGUGUCGAGAGAACUUUUCUGGAAGAGUUUUUCUGACCAAGAAUUAGUUCAAACAGUCACAAGAUUUCGCAGUACAGUGUAGAAGAGCUUAUUGAAGCUUUGAAAAACUAGUUGAGUUGUCAUUUGCCAAGAAAAAAGAUUGUUUCGAAAGAGAAGAUGAACACUGAAAACGUUUUAGUUGAUCACACCGGCGAGUCUUCCACUCAAAGCCUUGAAAACAGCGAGGAGACUUGUUUCGGUCAGUCCCUUUUAAAGUUUAUGACGUUGGCAACUGGAAGCGUCAAAACAGCUUUACAAAAACCAGAAAACUACAAGAAGAAUAUCAAUCAUCGAAGAUAUCUGCAGAAACAGUUGAAGAUCUGUCCAAGGCGCAAACGACGCAAUACUAAAGGUACAACACCACACAAGAAGAAAAACAAUAAUCACAUUAAAGCUCAACAAAACUUAAUGUUUAAUAAGUCAAAUAACGAAGUCUUCCCAUUGUCCAAUGGAGAACUAAAUCCUCAGAAUAACAUGUUUGUUUCACAUAACACUGCACAAGUUCUUUCUCCAUCUACCAACGAAAUCCAGACGUAUUUGGCCAACGACUUUCACAGUCAAUAUGCAUGGAAUAGUUUUGCUUGUUCUCCUGAUUAUGGAAAUCAAACAGAUCCUUUCUCGCCUCUUACAACCUUGUGUACGAAUUCUUUUGUCAGAGAUGAUUCGUUUCAUGGAUUAAUCAAUGAAGAAUCAGAACAAUUUUUGACGGGAGAAGAGUUGACACAAGUUUUAGAUAUAAAGGAUCUUUUUGUCCCCGAAAAAACUUUGAUAGGCCAUGAAGAAAGUGAUGACGUUAGCUUAAAAACUUUGUCGUGCCGAAAUUUUGAAGAAAAUGUGUUUGAUGGUUUUCAAACUGUGCCUUCAACGAUGGGUAUUUUGACUUGGUAGUUGGUUUAAAGUUUAAACACAAUGAUUCAGUUGCCUACAACGAUGGUAUUUUGACUUCGUAGUUAGUUGAAACACGAUGAAUCAGUUGCCAUCAACGAUGGGAAUUAUGACUUGGUAGUUAGUUAGUUUAAACGCAAUGAAACUGUACACACUUUCAUCAAAAUUAAUAUGACAUGUAAUAUUGCAAAAAAAAUUUAGAUGAAAUGCUAUGUAAAUGACUUCAGUGCUAUUUCAAAAUAUUUACAAUUAAGACUUAUAGCUAUUUCAAGCUUGAAGAAA
Molecule: messenger RNA, 1414 nt
Organism: Xenia sp. Carnegie-2017
Lineage: Eukaryota; Metazoa; Cnidaria; Anthozoa; Malacalcyonacea; Xeniidae
Exons: 1
Coding region: 365-1135 (256 amino acids)
Source: RefSeq, a predicted model, not a curated record